Molecule: messenger RNA, 2841 nt
Organism: Psammomys obesus (fat sand rat)
Lineage: Eukaryota; Metazoa; Chordata; Mammalia; Rodentia; Muridae
Gene: Hsh2d
Product: hematopoietic SH2 domain containing
Exons: 6
Coding region: 973-1944 (323 amino acids)
Cellular component (GO): cytoplasm
Source: RefSeq, a predicted model, not a curated record
UGCUUUCUUGCUUUGGUUUUGUUUGGACUUUGAAUUUGAGUCUCCUUAUGUAGCCCAGGCUAGUCUGGAACAAACCCCAAAUCCUUCUGCCUCAGGCUUCAUGAGUGCUGGGAUACAAACCUGAGCCAUCACACUUUUACAGGCAACACAAGUGUAGCAUGUCAUUUCAGAUGUGUUUUUGCAAAGGAAGGCGUGAUAGAACUGUGUAUGUGCAGUGAGCCUGUGCAUUUCCAUGUCUCUGUCCAACCUCGGGGUUUUUGCACAUGCUAUUUCCUGUUUACCACUGUUCCUGCACUUUAUACCUCCUUCAGUCUCUCCUGCUUGUCCCCUUUUACUUUCUGAGUGCCAUAUGAUUACUUCAGGGCUGCAGAAAGGAGCUGGGAACGAGUUCAGCUGUAGAGUGCUUGUAGCUCAGUUGGUGGAGUGCUUGUAGCUCAGUUGGCAGAGUGCUUGUAGCUCAAUUGGUAGAAUACUUUUAGCUCAGUUGGCAGAACGCUUGCCUAGCAAGCCUGAAGCCCUGGUUCCAUCCCCAGCAGUACAUAAUCUUGGCAUGAUGGCACAGGCCUGCCAGCAUUCAGGAGGCGGAGGCAGGAGGUCCAGGUCAUCCACAGCCUCAUACUAAGUUCCAAGCCAGCCUGGGCUACAUAAAACUGUGUCUCAAAAAACCAAGAGAAUAUUGAUAUUAGGAAGGAGAGCUGCGGCUGUCUGAGGAGAUCGAUGGAGCAGGUAGACAGUAGGUACAGAGCGAAGUCUUGGCAGGAACCAGUAUGAGCCCCAGCUGCAGACGGAAGCCUUGAGCAACAUUCUGGUCCCGCCCUGUUCACCUGCUGGAGGAAACAGGAACUGCCUGGGGCUGCCCGCCCUGCCCCUCUGACGUGCAGACCCUGAAUCGAAACCUAGGUUCUCCAGCAGCUUAAGAGCUCUUCGGAACACAGCCCAGGCUCUCCAAGGUGAGUACCUUCCCUGGAUGCCAUGGCAGAAGGCGGGAGGCUGCCCCCGCCGCUGCCCCCUCGGCUGGACUGGUUUGUGCACACCCAGGCGGACCCGCUGACCCAGUUCGGAAUCCCUGAAUGGUUCCAUGGCGCCAUCUCUCGAGAGGCAGCUGAGAAGCUGUUGGAGUCACAACCGCCAGGGACCUUUCUUCUCCGAGUCAGCCACAGCCAUGUGGGCUACACCCUUUCCUACAAAGCCCAGACAUGCUGCCGUCACUUCAUGGUGAAGCUUUCAGAUGAUGGGACGUUCACCCUCGCUGGGGACCACGUGACCCACGCCUCUCUGGACGCCCUGGUCACCUUCCACCAGCAGAAGCCUAUUCGACCAUAUGGAGAGCUGUUGACCCAGGCCUGCGGGCAGGACGACCCUGCAAAUGUGGACUAUGAAGAUCUCUUCCUGUACUCAAAUGCUGUGGCUCAGGAUGCUGAGAGCCAAGUUCAGAGGCCUUCCUCCUGCCCACCCAAGGAGGCUUCUGAAAGGAAACCAUCCAAAGCAACUGAUGAAGAGCUCACAUCGGCUCCCUGCUCCCCAAAAGCACUUUUUGAGGAAGCGGGACAGAGACUGUGGAAGAACCUGAGGUCAUUGCCUCAGACUAGCUGGAGGGUGAAACAGCGGCUCACUUCACACCUGCUGGGGGACACCAAGCAGCGUCGAAGCCCUGUGACCCGGGCGGCCAGCUGGGAUAGCUCCAGCUCCUCAGACCCCUGUGCGGCCACCUCUCUCCAAAGCUCCGAAGAGCCCGAGGCCUGGAGAGGCAGAGGAGCCACCCUCAGGGCCUCCGGGCCUGCCAGCUGGAGGGAGGUGGUCUCAGGGGUCAGAGCCUGGCCUGGAAAGGUGGUGAGGGCCCUGUCAGCCCAGGGAAGCAGGCCAGAGCCUGUAGACUUGCUGGAAGCCCAGGACUGGCUACCGGAGGAAUACCUCCCACCACCACCUUUCGCCCCUGGGUACUGAGAGUGCCUCCAGGAUCUUGUGCAUUCGGCUCCUUUUAAGGUCCCACCCCUGUCCGCACAACUAGGGAACUGUGCUAAAGAGGUGCAGAGCUGAAUCCAGCUGAGAGAACUGGUUUAAUGGUAACAGAAUUAAUGCUGCCACUUUAAGGGCGGAGUGAGAUGGCCCAGCGAGGAAGGGGGUGAAAGGCACUUGCUUCCAAGCCAGACAACUGAGUUCCAGCCCCAGGACUCACAUGGUAGGAGAAGAGGACCAGCUCCAGAAAGUUGUCCUCAGACCUCUACACACCCAUAAGUAAAUAUAACUUUAAAAGACUUCAGAAGUGACUUGGUGGGCCCGGCACGAGCCUGUCUCACCUCUUUGACCAUGUGUAUCCAUGGGCCCAACAUCUCACAUAGCCACAUUGAAUUAAAAAUAUUUUUCUGAAAGCUUUGCAUCUGUGGGUUGGGGAAAUAACUCAGGAGGUAAAGUGUUUGCCAUGCAAGGGAAAGAACCUGAGUUCAAAUCCCCAGAGCCUAAAUAGGGCUGAUGUAAAGGUGCACAUCUGUCCUCAGAGCAGCUACAAGGAGAUGGGUGCUGCCCUCUUAGACAGACCUUACUUCAGCAAAUUGGAAGACAAACAAAAUCAACACCAACACAACAUGCUCCUUCCCACAGUCGCACACUAGAACACACACCCGCAGAGAGGGAGGGGCAAAGGGGGAUUCACAAUAGUUGCACCUGUGGCCAGGUGUGUGAUACUUCCUAGCACUUGGACAUCGGAGAUGGAAGGGUCAAGUUUGAGGUUAGCCUGGGCUACAUUCAAAAGAAAAAAAAUUGUGAGACAGGUGUGGUAGUGCAUGCCAUUAAUUCCAGCAUUCAAAAGGCAGAGGCAGGAGGAUCUCUGUGAGUCCGAGGCCA